This is a messenger RNA of Strongylus vulgaris, 113 nucleotides long. The record is from the annotation of a GenBank genome assembly. Lineage: Eukaryota; Metazoa; Nematoda; Chromadorea; Rhabditida; Strongylidae.
AUGAGAGACCUUGAUGAUCUUGACGUACUUGAAAUCGAGAUGACUGACGAUGCGGACAGCGAUGAAGAAGCGAUGGGCGAGAAGUGGUAUGCUUUGGUUGUGUCUACUUAGGU